Pedinophyceae sp. YPF-701 is the source of this 1818-nucleotide messenger RNA. NCBI's taxonomy places the organism in Eukaryota, Viridiplantae, Chlorophyta, Pedinophyceae. The record is from the annotation of a GenBank genome assembly.
AUGUCGGGCACGACGCGCAGCAUGCACGCGGGGAGCAUGCGGGAAGAAGAAUGGUCCACCACGCGGAGUCGAAUCGUGGGGCUCACGACGCCGUUCGCGCGCUGCAGCGUCGGUAUCGGGCUCCUGAAGGGCGAGGACAAGCAUUACGCACGGGUGUGCACGGAAUGGCCCUCCGAAAGCAGCGGCGGGAGGGGGACUUUCCGCACGACGCCGGUUUUCAUGGCCCGCAGGACGAUGAUGCUCACUGACAUCGGGCGCAUCGAGGCCGAGUGCGGGGAGGCGGACGAAGUGAAUUUCGUGGACGCCCGGGAGCGGCCGUGGCACGCCCUGGAGGGCGCCAACGGCGAGCCGCAGCACGUGGCGAUGGACGACAAGUCGUACGGGCUGUACUGCGUGAUGGACGGGCACAACGGGCACGAGUGCGCGCAGUUCUGCAUGUCGCAGGUCCACAAGGAGGUCCACAAGCGCCUCCCGCCCGGGCCCUGGCCGCUGCACGACGACGCCGCCGCGACGGCGUGGCUCGCGGAGCUCCGCGCCGCGCUCUGCAACGCCCUCGCGGUCAUCGAGAGGAAGUUCGGCGCCGCGGGCAUCCCCUCGGGCUGCACGGUCACCCUUGUUCUUGUUACAGGGUGGCUUGCGACCGUUGCGUCGCUGGGCGACACGCUGGCGUACCUGGACACGGGCAGCGAGGUGGUGCCCGUGACGGCGGACCACCGCCUCGACGUCAGCGAGCGCGAGGUCAAGCGCGUGCGCGCCCACGAGGGCCGCGGCGUGCUGGUGCGGCGCUUGUGCACCUCCCUGCGCGGCGCCGCGGAGGAGUUCGAGGGCGGCGUGGGCCCGCUGCGGGUGUGGCCGGGCGGGCUGGCGCUCGGGCGCGCGCUGGGGGACUUCGACGUCGGCGAGGCGGUGAUUUGCACGCCCACGGUGCAUCAGGUGCGGCUACCCGAGGCGGGGUGCCGCCUCGUGGUGGCGACGGACGGGCUGUGGGACGCGGACAAGACGGUGGGCAACGCGGAGAUGGUGCAGGAGGUGCGGAUGCGGCCGUCGGACACGGCCGCGAAGCUGCUCGUGCGGCGUGCGGGGAAGACGUACGGGCUGGCGGACGACGUGACGGUCAUGGUGGUCGACAUCGUGCCCAAGGCGGCGCAGGUCCGUUCGAGCGCGGACGACUUCGCGCAGCUCGUGGCCGGCUUCGGGAGGGAGAACCCAGUCGAGGCCUGGCACAAGCCCAAGGGCCCCAAGGGCCUCCUCCUCGCGUGCCUCGGCGGGCGCAGGAACAAUAAUAACAAUAAGAGCGCGAAUAGCAGCCACGGGCCCAAGGAGCCGAGCGCGCCGGGCUCUCCCGCGGCGAAGGACGUGCGCAAGGCGCGCUCGGAGCGCAUCGACCGCGCCGCCGCGGACCCCGCGACCCCCGCGAGCGCCCGCGACGUGCUGGCGAUGCCCGACACCACGCGGGAGUGCCCGUCCGUCGGCGUGUCGUCGCCGUGCGGCAUGGACGACGCCGCUAUGGAGGACGAGGCCUCGGAGCCGCUCUUCCUCGCGCCGGGCGCGGCGGGGGACUCCGCGAGAGACCCCCGGGUGUCGGUCGACAAGCCGUGGCGCUGGGGGUGGCUCAGCGUCGUGGACCUCGCCGGCGUCGAGGAGCACGCGGGCGGCGGCGAGGCCUGGCCGCACCCGCUCGACAGGGAAAUGCACGAGCACCUCGCGGCGUUCCAGGCCGUGUCCAAGGAGGUGUGGCAGGACUCGGUGGCGGCGCGGCGCGGCAACAAGGACCCCUUCACGGAGCCCGGGAUCGUCGCGCGAUGCUCGGGGCUCUGA